UGCAAGCUAAACAAGAACGAAAAGAAUCCGUCUGAAAGCAACACAAUGUUUGCCGUGAGAAACGCUCUCCGCCUCGGCUGCAGGUUGUCCAUCCCAGCGGUGUCGAGGAGAGGAUGCGCCAGUUCUUCCAUCCCGGUGGACGACGUGGUGAAUGGACUCACUGAUGACCAGAUACAGCUCAGGCAGACGGUUCGUAAAUUCUGUGCAGAGAAGCUUGCACCUUGCGCUGAUGAGAUUGACAAGACGAAUGAAUUUCCAGGAAUGCGGGAGUUUUGGAAAGACAUGGGUGAGAUGGGACUCCUUGGGAUCACUGCUCCGGAGGAGUAUGGGGGCACAGGAUUGGGCUUCCUCGAUCAUGUCAUUGUGAUGGAGGAAAUGUCGCGAGUGUCGGCAGCCAUUGCUCUCAGUUACGGCGCCCACUCUAACCUCUGUGUCAACCAGAUGGUACGCCACGGUAACGAGAAGCAGAAGGAGAAAUACAUGCCAAAGUUGAUGACCGGAGAGCAUGUCGGAGCCCUGGCCAUGAGUGAGCCCAAUGCCGGCUCUGAUGUCGUGUCCAUGAAACUCAAAGCCCAGAAGCAAGGCGACUACUAUGUUCUGAAUGGCGGCAAGUUCUGGAUCACAAAUGGCCCGGAUGCCGAUGUCCUUAUUGUUUAUGCAAAGACGGAUCCUGGCGCCCAUCAAAAAGGCAUCACAGCUUUCAUUGUUGAAAAGGGAAUGCCUGGAUUCUCUACUACACAGAAGCUCGAUAAACUCGGCAUGAGGGGCUCAAACACCUGCGAGCUGGUCUUUGAAGACUGCAAAAUCCCAGAGGAGAACAUCCUCGGUCCGCUGAACAAAGGUGUUUAUGUGAUGAUGAGCGGCUUGGAUCUGGAGAGGCUGGUGCUUUCAUCAGGACCUAUUGGCAUCAUGCAGGCCGUUUUGGACUCUGCGGUUCCCUACCUGCACCUCAGAGAAGCUUUCGGACAGAAGAUCGGACACUUUCAGCUAAUGCAAGGCAAGAUGGCGGACAUGUACACCAGGCUGAGCUGCUGUAGGCAGUAUGUGUACAAUGUCGCCCGCGCUUGUGACAAAGGACACUUCAGUUCAAUGGACUGUGCUGGAGUGAUCCUCUAUUGUGCGGAGAACGCCACCCAGGUCGCCUUGGAUGGCAUUCAGUGUUUGGGUGGGAAUGGCUACAUCAACGACUACCCCAUGGGGCGAUACUUGCGUGACGCAAAGCUGUAUGAAAUCGGCGCCGGCACAAGUGAAAUUCGCCGGCUCAUUAUUGGACGAGCCUUCAACACCAUGUACAAAUAAUCCCGACUGAGAAAUUGGGAUCGCUAAAGACUGUACGAGCGGUUUGCCGUGGAUGAACGCAGUUACUCAUUCCCAGGGCCUUACGUAUACUGAAUGAUUUGUUGCCGCUGUUGUGGAUUGUCACACAGGAUUUGAAUUCAUAUACGCAGAUAUAGCGAUAUAUAUAUCGUACAUGAAAUCACACAGAGAUGAUCGUAAUGUUACAAACUACCAGCAAUGACUGUUUUGGUAUGUUUCUUUCGUAUUUGGUUAAUUUUAAUGUGAGUUGCAUUGACUUGAUAACCACCGAAAUGCCAAUAAAGCAAUACAAUUAUUAUUUUUUAGAAUUGAAUAGGUUGUUCGUUGUAUUUUAGUUUAUUUAGGCUUCUGGAAACUUCUGCAGCUGUUUCGUCUUCAAUGUCGGUGUUUCAAGGGUUAUAAGAAUGAAUUGUGAAUAAUGUACAAUUAUUAUACAUCAUUAAUGAGUUUCUCUAACCUUACUAGUGAAUAUCACUAGUUGAUUUAAAGAAAGUAUCAUGAGCUUUAUUACUUCCCUUUCAUGAUUUCAUUGAAAACCAUUUCUGAUCAAUAAGUGGGAAUAACACAUCUGAUAUCCGAGUAUUCUGUUGUAGAGAAUUAGCGUUAGAAAGCCGUUUGUUCGUUUUUAGGAGCAAGCGUUUCCCACUGUUGUGUACUGGCUGUACAGUCCAACUGGAGAAACACUCCUGAUGAUUUGUUUGUCUUCUCUUCUCCUAAGGACUAAAUGUAGAUAGUGUGAAAAUGUACUGUUGUCUGGCAUGAAUAGAAUAAAUGUUUUAUUUCUGGA
Molecule: messenger RNA, 2104 nt
Organism: Anarrhichthys ocellatus (wolf-eel)
Lineage: Eukaryota; Metazoa; Chordata; Actinopteri; Perciformes; Anarhichadidae
Gene: ivd
Product: isovaleryl-CoA dehydrogenase
Exons: 13
Coding region: 46-1299 (417 amino acids)
Biological process (GO): L-leucine catabolic process
Cellular component (GO): mitochondrion
Molecular function (GO): flavin adenine dinucleotide binding; 3-methylbutanoyl-CoA dehydrogenase activity
Source: RefSeq, a predicted model, not a curated record